This is a messenger RNA of Anthonomus grandis grandis, 624 nucleotides long. RefSeq names its product endocuticle structural glycoprotein SgAbd-2-like. Gene Ontology annotation, cellular component: chitin-based extracellular matrix. Gene Ontology annotation, molecular function: structural constituent of chitin-based larval cuticle. The transcript has 3 exons. NCBI's taxonomy places the organism in Eukaryota, Metazoa, Arthropoda, Insecta, Coleoptera, Curculionidae. The record is from RefSeq and is a predicted model, not a curated record. The coding region runs from base 149 to 547 and encodes 132 amino acids.
ACAAUUUCUCGCAACUAUUCUUAUUACGUAAAAGACCUUUACGGGAUUCUAUCUCGUUAUAGGCGGUCAUCCUAACCUUUUAGUAUAAAAGCGUGAUAAAAAGAGAUUGUGGGAGACACUCAGUACUAGUUUGUGUCCGUUUGUUAAGAUGGUUGGACAUAUCCUCAUCAUUGUUGCGCUGGUAAGUUUUUCUUCGGCAGCCCAAUUAACUGGGCGCGAGCAAGUGCCCAUCAUCUCUCAAGAUAUCGACGUGCAGUUUGAUGGGACUUUUAGUCAUUCUUACCAAACUGGCAAUGGGAUUUCCGUGAAUGAACAGGGAAGGCCCAAAGGAGCUGGAAAAGAUGGGGAUAUUGAAGAGGUCCAAGGGACUUUUCAGUAUACAGCUCCUGAUGGUACUCCUAUUCAGCUACAGUAUAUUGCUGACGAAAAUGGAUUCCAACCUUCGGGGGCGCACCUCCCCAUUUCUCCCGAGGCUCCCCCAAUACCACUGGCCAUCCAAAGGGCUUUAGAAUGGAACGCUCGGCAUCCUGAGGAAGACAAAUUGUAGAAACUAAUUGCUCUUUGUGUGUAUGUAGCUUUCUAAUGUGCAUGUUAAAAAAAAACAUUAAACGUUUUGUGUGUUCA